CGCCCAUGGCGGAGCCGGGUGCCGAGGAGCCCGACGAGCGGCUGCUGCUCCUGACGGAGCCGGCGCCUCAGGCAGGGCCACCCUGGCGGGGGCCGCAAAGGGUGAAAGCCGCCCCCGGCGGGGCUGUGAGGCUGUGUGGGGAGCUGGGGCUCGAGGAGGAGGAGGAGGAGGGUGAGGAGGACUCGGGGCCCGAAGGGGAUGGAGAGGACGAGCCUCUCCUGCGGGCGUCGGGCCGCGGCCGCCGAGCGGGCGCCGCCUGGGACAAGGAGCCCCGCGCCGCCGCAGGGCAUUCAGGACAUACUGCUGAUAUGAAUAUAUUUUUAGAUGAUCCAGAAUUUGCAGAAAUUAUUCUGAGAGCAGAACAAGCUAUAGAGUGUGGAGUUUUUCCAGAAAGAAUCUCUCAAGGAUCCAGUGGGAGUUACUUUGCCAAGGAUCCAAAAGGGAAAAUUAUUGGAGUGUUCAAACCAAAAUCUGAAGAGCCUUAUGGACAUCUAAAUCCAAAAUGGACCAAAUAUUUUCACAAAGUUUGUUGUCCUUGCUGCUUUGGCAGAGGCUGCCUCGUUCCAAAUCAGGGAUACCUCUCUGAAGCUGGUGCCUAUCUUGUGGAUGACAAGCUGGGGCUAGGAGUUGUACCUAAAACUAAGGUUGUCUGGCUUGUCAGUGAGACCUUUAAUUACAGUGCAAUAGAUCGUGCAAAGUCAAGAGGAAAAAAAUAUGCUUUAGAGAAAGUGCCAAAAGUUGCUAAAAAAUUUAAUCGAAUUGGACUACCUCCUAAGGUUGGCUCCUUUCAGCUGUUUGUUGAAGGAUAUAAGGAAGCUGACUACUGGCUCAGGAAGUUUGAAACUGAUCCCUUACCUGAGAACACAAGGAAAGAAUUUCAGUCACAGUUUGAAAGAUUGGUUAUCUUGGAUUAUGUCAUCAGAAAUACAGACAGAGGUAACGAUAACUGGUUAGUCAGGUAUGAAAAACAAGAUGAUGGACUUGAUCUGUCAGAUAAGGAUAGCCAAUGGACAACAACUGAAGAAUCUACUAUUAAAAUUGCUGCAAUUGACAAUGGUUUAGCAUUUCCUUUUAAGCAUCCUGAUGAAUGGAGGGCAUAUCCCUUUCACUGGGCUUGGCUUUCUCAAGCAAAAGUUCCUUUCUCUCAGGAGACCAGAGACCUAGUUCUUCCUCGCAUUUCUGAUAUGAACUUCAUACAGGAUCUUUGUGAAGAUCUUUACGAACUAUUUAAGACUGAUAAAGGAUUUGACAAGGCUACUUUUGAAAACCAAAUGUCUGUUAUGAGGGGGCAGAUAUUAAACCUUACUCAGGCAUUAAAGGAUGAAAAAAGUCCCAUUCAGCUUGUUCAGAUGCCACGUGUGAUUGUGGAGCGAAGUAGCACUGGAAGUCAGGGCCGAAUUGUUCAUCUGAGUAAUGCUUUCACGCAGACCUUUCAUAGCAGGAAGCCUUUCUUUUCCUCCUGGUAGCAACAAAAAUACAUGGGAAUCGUAAGUUUCUCUUAACUUUAGGAAGCUACUUCUGUGUAAAAGCUCUGCAAUAACGUACUUCUGCUGUAUACCAAGAGGUCUGACUGCCGACACCUCAGAACUUAAAUUCUAAAGACUUAAGAAAUGUAUUUUGAAUGUAAUAAAAGUUUACAAUUUUUGUGUCAAAAUUGUGAAUUCUUAUGUCAGGGAAUGAGAAGAACUUGUCCAUACUGUAUUUUUAUAGGCUAAAUUAAUGUAUUCUGAAUAAGGGAAGAUGCACAGUUUGCAUAUGCUGAGAAACUACUUUUGAAUACAACAGAAAUUCUUUUUGUUUCAUAUAAAUGUGAGAACCUAUACACUAUCAAUUUCUUUUUGUAUGGUCUUUUAAAAAAAAAAGUGCAGAAUGUUAUCUUUUAUUGUGAAAAUUAUUUUCUUUGGAAUUUCUUCCUGAUAUUUUAAGCUGUUCAUAGAUUUUUGUAGGCUAGUUACUUGAAAUGUCAUAUACACACA
Molecule: messenger RNA, 1976 nt
Organism: Haliaeetus leucocephalus (bald eagle)
Lineage: Eukaryota; Metazoa; Chordata; Aves; Accipitriformes; Accipitridae
Product: phosphatidylinositol 4-kinase type 2-beta
Exons: 11
Coding region: 6-1466 (486 amino acids)
Biological process (GO): rRNA methylation; phosphatidylinositol phosphate biosynthetic process; endosome organization
Cellular component (GO): nucleolus; trans-Golgi network; plasma membrane
Molecular function (GO): nucleic acid binding; rRNA (adenine-N6-)-methyltransferase activity; zinc ion binding
Source: RefSeq, a predicted model, not a curated record